Molecule: messenger RNA, 903 nt
Organism: Pogona vitticeps (central bearded dragon)
Lineage: Eukaryota; Metazoa; Chordata; Lepidosauria; Squamata; Agamidae
Source: RefSeq, a predicted model, not a curated record
AUGCGGAAGGCCAUGGCGAAGUCUCAGAACUUCCGCAUCGACGCCCUCCUGGCCGAGGAGCCUCCCCGGCCCGCGCCCGGCGCCUCCCCGGAGAGUUCGGCCGGGAGCCCCGGCGCCUGCGGGCGCAGCGAGACGCCCUCUCCGUGCGCGCCGUCCAGCUUCGUCUCGGUGCCGCCCACGGCCUUCAUCCCCAAGCCGGGCUUGCUGAACAUGGUGCCUCCGGGACUGGGCGGCCUGCCAGCCGUUUACCCGCCUCCUCUCUACCCGAUCCCGGCUCUGGCGGGCCAACAGCACCCGGCGUUCACUUACACCGCCGCUUUCGCUCACCUGCCCCAGCUGGGCGCCGCCGAGCACUUGAAGGCUGCCGCUGUCGCCGGAUCCCUCCCGUUAGAACACUGGAUUCGAGCCGGGAUCAUGCCCCCCCGCCUCCCGGACUUCUACGCUGCCCCACAGUCUGGCCUGAUGGGCAAGUGCCGCCGACCUCGGACAGCCUUUACCAGCCAGCAGCUUCUUGAGCUGGAGAACCAGUUCAAAAUCAACAAGUACUUAUCGCGGCCCAAACGCUUUGAGGUGGCCACAUCGCUGAUGCUUACUGAAACACAGGUGAAAAUUUGGUUUCAGAACCGUAGGAUGAAGUGGAAGCGUAGCCGGAAGGCCAAGGAACAGGUGACACAAGCAGAAGCUGAGAAACCAAGAGGGGCAGGCAAAGCCUCAGGAAAGCUUCUGCCUGGAGAAGUGGGAGGGCACGACGAUGAAGAGGAGAUGAGUGAUCAGGAGCACCAGAGGCACAGGGCUGGUGAACAGCUGCUGCACCAGACUGCUGACACCUUCAGCAGCAGCUCAGAGGAGGAGGAAGAAGAAAUGCAGAGUUCUGCUCACAGGGAGAUGGACUUGCUAUUAUGA